Nanorana parkeri is the source of this 706-nucleotide messenger RNA. RefSeq names its product cystatin-like. Gene Ontology annotation, molecular function: cysteine-type endopeptidase inhibitor activity. Lineage: Eukaryota; Metazoa; Chordata; Amphibia; Anura; Dicroglossidae. The record is from RefSeq and is a predicted model, not a curated record. The transcript is spliced from 5 exons. Bases 1 to 684 code for a protein of 227 amino acids.
AUGAUACUCAAGCGUGACUGGGCACCAUUGAACAUAAUAGGAAUCUUCACGCUGAGUGUUGUUACGCUUCAGAAACGUGUGACAAAUUACUCAGGUGUGAAGAUUGUAACUGGAGUAAAGUAUAUUAUCGAAGUAGACAUCGGUCGCACUGAAUGUAGAAAACCAACAGCUAAUCCUGAAGACUGUGCUUUUCAUACAGAUCCCUACGUUUCUAAGAAAGAUGGCACCCGCAUUCCAGUUCGUGCAUGUUUGUGGUUUAUGACCAAUCCUCAGCUGAUUCCUUCAGUCAUGGCGAAGCUUCUCUAUUUGGCUGUGGCGUCCGUGCUUUUAGCAGUAUGUUUUGGGUCGAGGCUUCUCGGUGCUCCAAGGCAGCUGAGUGAAGAUGAUAAGAAUGUAAAGGACGCGCUGGUGUUCGCCAUGUAUAAUUUUAACAAGGCCAGCAAUGACAUGUUCGCCAGCCGCCCAGUGAAGGUGCUCAAUGCCACCGUGCAGCUGGUGAGUGGACUUAAAUAUGACAUGUUUGUGGAAGUUGGCCGAACAGCAUGCAGAAAACCCACUGCGGAUGUUAAUGCGUGUGCAUUCCAUGUAGAACCCUCUCUUGCAAAGACUAAAAUCUGCCACUUCAUAGUGUUGAAUCGCAGCUGGGCAUCCGAAAUAAACUUGGAGAAAUCAGAAUGUGAAUAAAUCUGGCUUCUUCCAUGAUACU